AUGGAACCUCCCAUUCCUAAAAUCAACAUUCUCUUCGGAAACACAAAGCAGCCUCCCACAGAUGAGGAGAAGGAGUUGGCUUCCAAGAAGCUGCAUAGCCAUCUGAUUGGACCCACCCUCGAUGAUGAAACCGACAAAGCAGAGAUCCUUCGGCAUGACAAUCUUUCGGGCGAGGACGUCGCCAUCUGCGCCGUGGACACUACGCAGUUUCCCAAAGGUCAGUUCGUGAGGGACAUGGAUCUACUCGAAUACUUCAGCCGCGGAAACCUCACCGCCGAAGAGGACGCCUUCAGCAAGCUUCGACGAUCGAGUGUCAGGGACAACAACGGAGAGUAUCUGUCCCAGGGGAUGCUGCAGGUUGAGGGCCGGUCGUGCACAGUAUCCUUGAAGGCACUGAAAGAAGCCGGACUUUGGGAUUUGUAUCCCGAGUUCAAUAUCAACGUUGCAACACUGGAUGCGCCAGUCCGAUCCGAGUGUGAGAAAUGGGUCAACUUAAUGCGAGGUUUUUGGGGAGAACAAAGCGCGCCCCCCAAGAAAGACAUUGAGCUUGCACGAAAUAUCGCGACCAGUUGUUUCGAACCUUUCAGCCAGACCGACAUCGCUUUACUGCUUUUGGCCUUCCACAAUCGUGAGCUUGCAAACGAAGGUAAGGCGCCAAUCUGGAAUUUCACUAUGCACAAGUCGCUACUGUAUUGGUGCGAACGAACAGGCAGUACAUCCUCUCUCACGGAAGAACCGAUGGAAGUCAGCCGGUGGUGGGAUCUGACAUGCAGACUGCAGAAGCUGCGUGCUGCUGAUUCUUUGGACGACCUGUUUGUUUUGAAGCUUCACGAUGGUAGUUCCGAGGCCGAGCGACCGUUGCCACAAGAUGACAGAAUCCUUCUAUGA
Molecule: messenger RNA, 888 nt
Organism: Fusarium coffeatum
Lineage: Eukaryota; Fungi; Ascomycota; Sordariomycetes; Hypocreales; Nectriaceae
Exons: 2
Coding region: 1-888 (295 amino acids)
Source: RefSeq, a predicted model, not a curated record